This is a messenger RNA of Zea mays, 2165 nucleotides long. RefSeq lists its product as uncharacterized. Bases 455 to 1489 code for a protein of 344 amino acids. The transcript has 4 exons. Lineage: Eukaryota; Viridiplantae; Streptophyta; Magnoliopsida; Poales; Poaceae. The record is from RefSeq and is a predicted model, not a curated record.
GCCGAACACGCCCGGAAGCUGCGCGCCACUGGGCGCUGAUUGCCACGCGAUUGGUCUGGUUCGUCCACCCUGACGGCAAAUUGCCCGCCCGCCCCUUUCUUUAAACCUCCCGCAGCGAGGCAGCGUGCAGCGAAGAAAGAGAGGGGCUCUCAUGCGAUCCGCCAGCGCCCGUGGAGCGUGGACCGGAGCGAAGAGAGUACGAGCAGAGGAGACCGAGGAAAUCUCGGGACGUGCCCGCUGCCGACCGAUCGGGGGCUCGAACCCGGCGCGUCCGAGAUCCACGAGCGGAAUCUAUCCAGGCUCACACUCACUGCCUCAGGUGUGUCACGGGCGGCACCCGGGGGCGCGUCCCCGGCCGCCGUCCAUCCACUCGACAAAAAGCAACCGAGACGAGGGCGGUCCUUUCUCCGGGCUCUGGUAGGGGAGGGGAAGGGGAGGAGCAGAGCCGGGAGCCAUGGCGGAGCCGGGCGACGGGAGUAGGCGGCGGCGGGAGGCGGAGGCGCCGGUGGUGGCGCUGGAGUGCGUGGCGGGGAGCUCCAAGGCGGAGGAGUGGGGAGGCGGCGCGGGCGUCGUGCAGGAGGGGGACGUGGUGGAGGCCGUCCGCGUCGGCCGCGGCUCCGGCGGCGGGGGCGCCGCGGCCGCGCUGGAGCUCGAGGCGCCAUUCAAGGGCGGGCGCGCCGGGCUGCACAAGGCGCUGCACGCGGCGUUCAAGCGCGGGGACACCUCCGUGGAGGUGCGCGUGCGGGGCGGCAGGCAGCUGCAGGCCUGCAUCGUGCCGCACCACGCCAGUCCCGGCGCCGGCGGCGGAGGGGUCAGGAAGCAGUACGUCCUGCGGUCGCUGCACGACCCCAACUACUUGCUCGGAUUCGUCGACCGCCUCGAGAGCGAGUGCCUCGUCUUACAAGGAACGAGGAGCACAAGAGUCGCGUCAGCCUUGAGCAAGGCGCAGCUCCAGGAUGGCUAUGUCGCGUACCCAUGGGACAAGAAGAUGCGCGACACGCUGCACACGCCCAACUCCAGCUGCUACCUCUCGAUGCUUGUCCUGCCCAAGGCUCUGGACAGCAAUGCCUGUCACUACGAGUCCUUCGACGACACCGUGGCGCGUGCCAAUGCAUGGUUCUACUCUUCGCAGGCCGCCGGGAUACCCAUCGACUUCAUGAAUGUGCAGAGCGAAGCUCUUCUCACCAAGAUAUCUGGAGAGACAGCGUCCGCGUCUGUGAAUUCGAGCUCAUUAUCUGAUCUGUCGAACGUCACUAAUGCGACGCUCUACGGUUUUGAAGAUUACCAUGGAGUGGAUAUUGGUGUGGUAAAGGCAGCACGGCUUUGGUACAGCUGCGUAGGAGGAGAAUUGCUGCUGGAAAUCCCACUUGAAGAAGGUGACACAAGGCUUGGCUUUGCUAUCAGCCGAACUGAAGAGGUCUUUGUUUUUACUAGCACUCGACGGAAUACUCACAGGCUUUAUCUACAUAUCAUCUGUAGUGGAAGAUGACAAGGAAAGCGAGGCACCAUCUACGCGGUCUGGGCUCUGUGAUCUGUUCAACCGGGCCAAGGAGGCGUCGAAACUGCUGAUCAUCUCGAGGGUGUCCAAUGAGAAGGUCCUACCUUGGAUGAUCUCCAGUUCAGGGGCAGUCCGCUGCUUCGACACCAUCUCCCUCAGCCAGAAACUCUCCUUGCACCGCCUCGCAGUGCGCCCCAUCCAGCUGCAUCUACUUGCCUGGGAGAAGCCUUCUGCUCCCAACCCAGCAGAGAGGGCCGUGCGUUCCCCAAAGCUCACCAUGCCUUCAACGCUGCUCCCUCACCUACAGCAAAACCUUGUGGAGACCAUAGAAGGCGGAGUAGAUGCUGAAGAGGAGUACGUGGGGAAUUUGUCGUUUCGGAUCGAUGAUAUCUCAUUUGAGAGCAGCUGGGUGUGAUUCCAGGUUUCAAUUUUGUCAUACAGGCGGCUGAUGUGCAUACAUAUGUUUUCAUCUUGUCUAGUUCUCUAGGGCGGUAAUGCUCAGUUCUGUGCUUCAGAAAAUGCAGAUGCUGGCUUCAAAAUGUUCAGAAUAUUUCUUGUUUUCUAGCCGAAUCAGGGAUGGAUAACAUCUGAAAAGUAUCUUGUAAUGGAACAUUUUUGUUGAUCAUAACAUAACAAAGGAGUGAUCCAAACAUGUUGGUCAAAGAAA